This is a messenger RNA of Megalopta genalis, 9181 nucleotides long. The record is from RefSeq and is a predicted model, not a curated record. NCBI's taxonomy places the organism in Eukaryota, Metazoa, Arthropoda, Insecta, Hymenoptera, Halictidae.
GUAAGUGUCCAACGGCCAUCGAGUCUACCGAAAUACCAGCAGCAAAAAUUCGUAAAGAGGACGGCCGAGGAGUUGGAGACAGCCGGCGGCGGAAGCGGGGACGGUGGUUUCGGCGAACCGCCGGUGAAGCUGCAAUGUACGCAGGCGCAGCAUCAGCACCAGCAGGGCCCGGGCGGCGGCGGCGGUGGCGGGCCUCAUCACGGCCACGGGCAGCACCCGCCGGGCAACGGAGCAAACUCGACGGGCCCGGCCCACGGUGGCGGCGGAAACGCCGGCGGCGGUGGCGGCGGCGGGAACGAAGGCCUGACGAAAUUCUCGGUGGAAAUAGUGCAACAGCUGGAGUUCACGACGUCGGCGGCGAACUCGCAGGCCCAGCAGAUCUCGACGAACGUGACGGUGAAAGCGCUUACGAACGCUUCGGUGAAGAGCGACCUGCUGAACGCGUCGUCGUCGCCGAAGUCCGGCCCGGACACGCCGGCCUCGGCGACCUCGAGGUCGCAGACCGGGAACAACGGCAGCGGCGGGCCGGGCCCGGGCAGCGGAGCGACGUCCGGCCCGGGCGCUGCCGGCGGCGGCAUCGGUUGCGUGGACAUAGGGAACCUGGUGGAGUGCAAGCAAGAGCCGGACAACGAGUUCGUGGACCUUGAACAGUGCGCGGCGGCGUUGGAGAAGGACGCGGCCGCGAACGGCGGCGGGUUCCCCGGCUUCUCGGACUUCAUGGGCGACGACACGGGCGACGAGAUCAUCACGUCCGACGCGUUCAAGGACUUGAUCUCGGAGAUCUCGGACUUCCAUCCGGAGUUCAUGAAGGACUUCGACUUCGAGGACAAGAUCCCGGUGGAGGCGCUGGCGAACAACGCCGCGGUGGCCGCCGCGGCUGCCGCGGCCGCCAACAACAAUAACAACAACAUCGCGACGAACAACGGCCAGAUCAAGAUCGAGGACGACAAGGACGCGAUUCACCAGCAGCACGCGAAUACGAACAGCAACAGCGUGAACAACGGCACGACCAGCAACAACGGCGGCUCUCUGCCAGCAAACUCGAGCCCCGGCGGCCUCGGCUCCGCCCAGUACUCGCCCGCCAGGCUGCCCUACUCGGGCCUCGAUUUCAAGUCGGAGAUGAGCCCCGCGGCCCAGACCCUCAAGCAGAUGGCCGAGCAGCACCAGCACAAGAGCCAGCAACUCGGCCUCGGAGGCUUCAAUCCCGGGGCAGCCGCGGCGGCCGCAGCCGCCAGAGGCCCGACCGCCAGGUCCCCUUACGCCGAGUUCCCGCAGUUCGGCGGCACAUCGGACUACCUCGGCAGCCCUGGCAGCACAGGCCCGCCCGGAGGUCAAGCCCAGGCGACCACCGGCACCGGGUCCUAUCACAAGAACAACGGCACCGCCGGCUUCCAGAGCCAGCAGGCCAACGACAUGUUCGUCGGCUCCCAAACGCAGUUCGCCCAAGGCCUCGCGGACAUGAAGAGACCGCAGCCGGCCGCCGGCGGCAAGCCCAGCAUGCUAGGACCUACCGGCGGCUACAAGCAGCAGUAUUCCCCGUACGGCGGCAGUCCCGGGUCGAUGCCUAAUCACGGCAGCCCCGGGUAUCCCCUGCCGCCUAGGGGAUCCCAGGGCGCCGGACCGAAUCAGACCGGAUCGCAAGCACCCUUCACCAGCUCCACGCCGCCGAGGCCUCCCUCGGGAUCCGGCACCUCUUCCUUGCAAAUUAACCAGGCGCAGCAGCUACACAUCAACAACCCCGGACAUCAGAUUCAGGUGUCCGCAGGCCAGCACAUGCAGCUAACGGGAGAUCUGAAGGUGUCGGUGGCGGCUCAGCAGGGCAUGUACUUCACCCAACAGCAGACGCCGAACCAAUCUGGUCCCGGUGGUCAGAACGACACCUACUGUUCGGUCUCGCAGUCGCAGACCAUCAACUUCACGCAACAAAGUCUGAGACGCACAGCGGCGGGCGGCGUUCCUCAGCCUGCGGGAGCGGCAGGGCCUCGCAGCCAUCCGCAGCAAGUGCCGCCGAAUCAAGUGGACCAACAUCAGCACGCGAAGAUCAUCCAGCAGCAGCAGCAGUUGAUGCGCGCACAGCAGGUGAUGCAGCAGCAACAGCACAUGGCCGGCGGAAUGGGAGGCGUGAGACCGCCGCCACCGGAAUACAAAGCAGCGGCUCAGGCCCAAAUGAUGCACGCCGGUAUCGGCAUGGGUCAGCAGGCGAGGUUUCCCAACACCGGGCCUAUGCGUAGGGUUACGCAACAACCGAUGCCACCUUCAGGUCCGAUGAUGAGGCCGCAAAUGGCGCAGCAGCAGCAGCAGGCGUUGCACGCGGCCGGCGGCAACAUGUACAUGGGUGGCGGCGGCAUGGCCGCCAUCGGCGGAAUGCAUCAGAUGCACCAGCGUCUCGGAUAUCCUAGGACUAACAAUCAACGGCCGCCUAACGUGAGUGUCGGCCCGCCCGACGGCCUUGGGAAUAGCAUCGCGGGCCGCGGCGCCCAGCAGGAGUGGAGACAUGUUCUGAUGCAGCAGCAGGGCUUUCAGACGCAGAUGCGAUCGCAAUUCAACCAGCAAGGUCAUCAAGGUGGAUUCGGAAUGGGUGGCACGGGAGGAAUGCAGAUGAAUGCCGCUCAGAUGCAGCAUCAACAGUUGAUCCGCACCCAGAGUGGGGGCAUUGCUGGCUCCGGGAUGGGCAACACCACUCAGAUGCAGCAGCUACUGUCGCAGCAACACCAGCAACAGACAUUAGCGAUGCAGCAGAGUAAUAAUCAGAUGUCACUGCAGAUGCAAAUGUCGCAGUCUUCGUCGGUCAACUCGGUCAGCAGUACCGGCACCGGUUCUCCUCUGCACCCGCACCAGCAGUACGGAGCAGGUAGUCCAGGUGUGCGGAGCCUGCCACAGCAACAGCACGCGCAAUCGUCGGUCACGACGACGGAUCCGUCGGUGGCCGCGGCGGACUUCAGCCUCGAGUUCCUGGAGAACCUGCCAACCGGUGACACGUCGAACUUCAGCGCCCAGGAGCUCCUGAACUCGCUCGACUCGACGGCGAGCUUCAACCUCGAUAUUCUGUAAGGCCACGCCUCGCAGGCGGUCUAUUCGGGAUAAUCGGAUCCAGCUCUGGGCUCUGCUGGCUUCUUCGGGUCGGUCGGAAAUCGGCGGCACGCAGGCCCAGAGCCGUGGACACCCUGCAGCGCGACAUCCAGGUCGAUUCGUGUUCGAUCGGAGCUACCUUCCACGUUUGCUACCGCGCCUCGCCGUUUAUCCCGUUUCCUUGGGCCACGGUGUGUCGCGCCGAGAACACCAUAGAAAAUUCGCCGAGAUUUUUGUUCGAUUCCCUUGGACAACGAAGCGUGUCACCGUGAUCAUACUGGAAACACGAGCGACUUCGGCAUGUAGAUUUCAAAAUCGAGGACGUUCGGAAAAUACUGAGAGAUGUCACGCCUCGUGAUAUAGAAGCAAGAAUCGGUAGAGGUGUUGCCGGAAUCAUCAUGACGGACUCGAGGCACCGUUCUGGGAUUAAGUUAGAGCCGAACCUACCGCUGCCGGUCGCUGUUGCCUUGUACCGUGUGAUUUGCCAGAUUGUAAAGAUAGAAGGAGACUUGAAUCGAUUUUUCUGCACAGGUUGAAUGGAUUCAAUCUUGCCGUUUUCGUAAGACAACCGAGGUAGGUUCACCGCUGCCGAUAGACUGCGAAGCAGAUCCGGGUCCGGUGGCCCUUGGAAAAUUGGGAGAACGAGUCGAGGGAAACCGUUGCGUUUUAGAUCGGUUCGCAUGAAGCGAUACGCGUUGCCGGCAAAGAGCAAUGAGACGAGGAUCGGCGUGUAGGAACGCGUCGGCCUGUAGAUUAUCGUUUAGACAACGCGUAGAACGCUGACGCGGUAGCAGAAGUGGACGUGGCGGAUCCGAUCGCGGACGAGGCGACGGCCGAUCGCAGCCGAUGAUCGGCGCAGGGUGGCCCCGUCGAACCGGAAACGGCCGCGAUCGAACGUGUAAUAUAGUUAACGAAUAGUUAAAGCGAAAGUUCCGACCCACCCCGCGAACCCUCUCGUUCACUGGCGCCUGGCGUCGCGCGGGGGCGGCUUUGCGACCGGUUCGACAAAACCGGUUUCGACGUAUCUUCGCGUGCCCAUCGGAGACCGGUCCUAGUGCAUUUUCGGCAGCUAGUUUUUCACGGCUGACGACCCCUUCUUUCUAGGCAAUCACGUUUUUAGGUAAAAUUGAAUUGAACUUCUUAACGGUAUACCGAUCGAGGCGGAACAGGGGCGAGGAUUCGAGGACACGGCGCGCGGUCGACCGUGUGGGAAAUCAAGAGGACUACGGAGACGAGCAACCGGGAACCAGUGAGUCGCCGCAGGAAUCGUACACCGUCCGAUCGAACGUGUUUCGCGAUGCUCGUUCGUCGAAGCAGGACCAAACCGUUCGUUUCUGCUAGAUGGUGCUUCGUAAACGAUCUUCACGAAGACCUUUUAUCGACCGUUUUAUGAGAAGAGCCGGAAAACGGGUCUCUCGCGUCGAAUAAGCGAAUUACUUUCGAUGAACGCUGGAAUCCGAUGCAAUUAUUUUACGUUGCCGCGCACAGUUUCGAUACAGUGCUCGAACUGCAUAAAGAUCCGCAGCAAGAAAUUGUCAUCGGCUGCUGGAAUUCUCGUUGGAAUCGUAGAUGCUACCGGAUAGGUUUUAUCUGCGAUGUUUAUGAAAUCUUUACGCUGUUCUUUAUGCACUUCUUUGUCCAGUUCUUUAUGCAGUUCUUUAUGCAGCUCUCCGCGCAGACAUUUACGCGGUUCUGUAGGCAGUUCCAUCGUGCAUAUAUUUAUGCAGAUCACCGUUCCCCGCGUUCAAUCGUACGAAAUAAGAAUUGUUUCUUUCACGCGCUAAAAGUUAGCUAGCGGUGAAUAUAAACGUUUCGUUUCACGUCGGACCAGCUGCACGCGGCAGAAAUGCAUAAAGAGGAGACCCGCGCGGCCGGUUUUAUCCGUCAAAUGUAUCUUCGUGCAGGCGGUGUACAAUUUUUGCUGCGACUCGCUGUCCGUCCUAGUCGAAUGUCGCACAGUGAUAGGCAUCGUUGUAAGACCAACGCGACGGGAGACGAACGAAGGACGCUCUAAGGUCAACUUUCGAACCCUUCGGACGGUUGCGACGAAGUUGCCGCCGACAUAGAGAACCGGUUCGAUGUUUUUCGCCGACGAUUGUUCUUGUUCUCACCUCCCCCAACCAUAAAACAAUGCUUUUCUGUUUCUUUCGUCUACGUUCCUUUCCCGAUGAUUGUUUCCUCCAUCGUCGAGGAACCGCGGCCACCCACCGGAGGAUCGAUCAAUUUUCCCGAGUGCACGCGUCGACGACACCCGCGCCGGUGACUUCGACGGGCACUCCCCGAGUCGCGAAACGACGAACUUCAUCCCUCUUGAUUUUUCACGGCGAUCCGCGAACGCAUUAGCCGAACGAUCGGGAUCAAUCUGGGCACGCCCGCGGCUGAAAACCGCGCGUUAUCGCGCCGGUCUCUCGGAACAGUUACCAGGAACACCACGAUUCCGAACGAUUGUCCCGAAGAAUCGAAAUUUCUAACCGCUCUGUCUACGUCUGUGCCGCUAUCUUCAUUCCGGUUUCCACGUCGGCGCCAAUUCUGAUACGAUUCUUGCGUCGAUUUCUUCAUUUAAAUAUCGCAGCUGCGGAUUACUACGAUCCCUUGCAAAUGUAACCGUUGGGGAGGAAGACACAGUGAAAAUAGUCCGCGGGUCGUCCUCCGACAUUGGAAACGAUCGAAGCAGCUGCGUGAUUAUCUCGUUAUAUCGUUUAUUAUUUUUUAGUUAAUAAAGGGAAGUAUCGAUUUCUUGUUGCCGAUUUAUACUUCAUUUUACGUGUGUACUUAUUAGCCGUAGACAAUUCGUGAAUUCCAAACUGAUUUUAUGGGCGUUCGAGUUUCGUCGACGAGGUGAAGGAGAGCUUGGGACAAAUUUUAAGAAAGAAAAUGAACAAGAAUCGUCCUGGAACCGACAGGACAAACAGAAACAGAUUUUGACCGGUUGCUGAAACGAUUAGAAUUUCGGUUCUUGGUAACAGUUCCUCGGGAGGAGAGGUUCUCUGGAACUGUUUCGAUCGGAUCCUUCCCGUAGAACAGUUCGACACGGAUGUAUGUUUCCGAGCACGCUGUCCGGAUCUCUACGGACCAAUCGGAGCCGCGAUCUCGCUGUUGCGUUCGCGACAAGGUUCGACCGUGCGCGCACGCCUCCACCGGAAGGUUUGAUUCAACAAUGUUAUAAUAAUGGCUAGAAACGUAGUGUAUUUAACGAUGCCGCGGACACGGCGUAUUCUACAAUUAAACAGAAAGUCAAUUAUGAGAUAUAUAUUCGAUUCGAUGAAUACUGUGGCCUGGCGGGCCGUGGUUUUCGGCCCGAUCGAUCGGUCGCCUCGAGUAGGGUUCGCGUUUAACGGAAAGCGCAGAGAGCAGGAGAGAGAAUGAACGUGAGAGAGAACGAAAUUAACGAGCGAUAGAGAGAGAGAGAGAGAGAGAGAGAGAGAGAGAAAAUUCGAACGACAGAGAAGAGAACCCUUCCUAAGGACAACGGUGUUAGUGUUGCUACCCCGGGGACAAGUUAAAAGGACCCUGACUGUACAUAAGUAUACAAAUUUAGAAGAGGAAUUUCGAAACGAUAAGUUCGCAAAGUUUAGCCGAUUAAAAUUAAGGACCCUAUGGUAUAGGUGAAUAUUAUUAAUGAUAAUAGUAAUUGACGAUAAUGGUUGGUGCGAGCGAAUGAGAUCAGAGAGAGAGAGAGAGAGAGAAGUGGAGCGAUUGAUAACAGAGGAUAGCAGAUGUGGAGGCAGAUAUGAAUGAGAACGCGUGGAAGCGAAUGCAAGCUCGGCGAUAGAGCACACUUCCUCGAUCGAGCGUAUUUAUUCAGUUUAGUUCCGAGAAUGUGCUCCGUCGCCUUGUCGAAGUUGCACACAAAUAAUCACGGUCAGGUGUGGACGCCCUUGUUUCCGGCAUCGACGAAUCGCUUCCGUUCACGUGACACUGUUCCAACCGCGAGAACCGGCUCGAAACGCGCGGGGAACGUCGGAGAAGCGACCCGAAUCUGUUCAAGAAUCGUAAAGCGAUCUUCGUUGCUCGAGGUCGCCUCCCCACUCUCCCGGCCCCCCACCAAGCGUCCUCGACAGAGGCGGAGCGACGGAGGAAAGUGGGCGGAGCCAGGAAACGCGGUGAGGCGUUUGUGCAAACUGCGAACGAACGUUUCGGCGGUUGUUCGACGCCAGAGAGAACGAUUCACGGUGAAACGGGGCAGCUCGUCGUCGUCGGACAGGCUCCGCGAUUAAUCUUCCAAAUAGUGAUACAUUCCAUAGAUAAAGAGAGCAAAAAUGGAGUCGGGAAAUCCACGGUUCGUCUAAUCAAAACUAUCGUUUCUAAAAGAGAAUGCCGGGCGAGGAGGAAAAUAGGGGAGAACAUUUCACAGAGUGACCAAGUGUGUGUACAGUGACACGCGGUUGACAGAAUGAACGAGAAAGAGAGCGAGGGAGAGAGAGAAAUGAGUAUAGCAUAAGAAUAUUAAUGAACAAAAAAAACGAUAUCCUCGACCGUUCGCCGAAAGUGUGCACGAACAAUUCCGAUUCGGAGUUUCGCUUGUCAUAAGUAUAUUGAUAAUUAUACUCGCGCUCGAACGAAUGGCAAAUUAACGACUGAACGACAGAGGGAAAGAGAGAUAGAGAGAAUGGGAAAGAAAGGGGCACGACGAAUGAAUGUGAGCGAGAGAGAGAGAGAGGGGGGAGAGACGGUGUUACACGGAGUGUCGCGCGACAUUAGGAGAGUAUAAUUAAUCUUUUUUUUUUAAAUUCUCAUUGGGCGGAGCGUUAUUAUUGUCUUGUAAAAUAUUGGGGCCACGAAACAUAAUCUAAAAACUGAAAAACGACAAAAAAUACCAAAAAAAUGAUAUGAGAGACACAGUGAGAGAGAAAGAGAGAGAGUGAGAGAAUGUGUGUGUGUGUGUUUGAAAGAGAGAGAGAGAGAGAGAGGGAGAGGGUAGAAGAUAGUGAGAGAUAGGUGCUCUGGUUCUCAUUACCGAGUGAAAUCACCGUGCAAGAAGAUCGAGAGGAUCAAGGACGAAGAGAAGAAACGAAAGGUCGCCGCAUGUUGUUCCGUUCCCAUUUUCGUUGUUCGAUUUCCCUUGGUUUCUGACGAGUUCCUUGUUCGUUCCUUUGUCAUACGUGGACAAAUCUAGGCGAGGAAAGAGCGAGAGAGAGAGAGAGAGAGAGAGAGAGAAUGAGCGAGAGAAUAAGCGAGAGAGAAAGAGAGAAAGAUGUGCGAGAGAGCUGGAUGAGAAAUUGUUAUAGGAAGAGAGUAUUAGGGACCAACGAAACAAAAUGAACAAAAGAAACGACGACAGACACGGUCGUGACACGUGCAGAGACACAGGAACACACGGACACCGACAGACACACGUGCACACACAGAGGAGACGCGGGCAACACAACAGCAACGACAAGCAUGCUGCCGGUGGGUGUCGAUCGUCACGGUGGAUCGUUCUUCUUCUUUUUGUUUUUGCUACACGGCGAGAGCAGAACACGGAGAAAGUAAAUCGCAGUGCCUCGGGUCACGAAUCACGUGGCCGAUCGCCGAUCACCCGAUUAACCCUCGCCGUGGGCCGCCGCGCCGGGUCGACCGGGACCCGGCCGCGAGGCGUCCCCCGUCGCCUUUGUACAUUGUUGGAGCGAUCCGAGGACGCGUUCUCGAGGCUCAAGACCCGAAGACCGGCGGCCUCGGUGCCGGAAGUCACGUCCGAGUGGUUGCAGCGCCGGGUCUCCGAGGACCCGACGGCGUCGCGAGGGUUGACGGCGGACCAUGGAGGACCGGAAGUGGCCCUGAUCCGGCAGCAACGGCGGGACGGGACACCGUUUCAGCGAGCAACGGACGCCGUUCCGGCGACGGUCCCUGUUCUGACGGUGGUCGCCGAUCAUGGUUUCAGGCGGGAAAAGAACGUCGGCCUCGGACGGACAAUGAUCGGAGAAAAUCUGGCUAAGAAAUUAUGGUCUCCCGGUGUGUUGUGCCGGCUCGCCGAGCCGCAACUCCCGGACACACACGCCUCGAUUAUUUAUAAUAUUUAUAACUUUAUAUGAUACACGGGCAUUUCGCGUAGAAUUAAAACGUGAGAGAGGAUGAAACAAGUUCAAUGUUGAAUCUCGAACUGUUAUUAAUAAAAUGCGUUGAGUUCCUACAA